AUGGCUGGAAAGAAACUCUUCUUAGAGUUGGUUACCGCUGAUAGCAUCCAAAUAACUUUGCAAAAUUUUCAUUGCAACGUAUAUGAGUGCUUCCCCGUACACUUCCAGGCUCUUCCACGUAAACCGCCUAGUUCUCUGAUAUAUUCAAAAUCAAAAUUUCACCAGUCGUCGCUCAACUACAAUUUACCGUCCUCUUUAAAGUCUGUGUUAUGGGGAAGACCAGACGAUCACCUUCCAGCUCACACAGCUUCCUCUUUCGACCAAUCGCAUACCCUGGAAUCCCUUCGACCUUGGUAUCCAUCAAUACCGGAUCCGCGUGCGUGUGGCAAAGACGAUGGAUUUUCAAAAAAUUUCUGCUAUGACUCAGGCGGUCGUUUGUUUUACACUGAUGACAGGCAACAUGAGGAAUCCUCACCAAAAGAAUCCGCCCUUGUUCUUCACAGUCGGCACACUCCACCACUGCUCGGCCAACAUCCAUCAAGCGCAACGGUCAAUGAGAUGGUUCCCGUUGCAGAUAUGCCAAAAUUAUUGGACGACAGUGACUCACCCAGUGAUUUCAGUUUACAAAAUCGAUCAGAAACCGAGGUUUUGGAUACAGUUAUCGAGCCAACCACUCAAUCAGUACGUCAGAUUGUCGAACAACAACGACAAAGUGCGGAUUCGAAUUAUAGUUUAGAUGACAAAUCUCCUUAUCUGAAGCAGCUGUUUUGUGCCAGAGCCUUGUUCUCUGGCACACGCGUAUCACAGGCUGAUUAUCCCAGUUUUUCGAGCUACAGUGAUGCUGAACAGAAAAAAUCUUGGUCUUAUCCUCAGUACAGAGAUGACGUAGUACUACCACAAACAGAAGCGAACGGAACUCAUACUACCACUGUCCCUCACGAUAUUUCGCUGAGGUCAUUCCAAAACUCCAUAAGAGACGUAGAGCCAAAUGAUCCAAUCACCCGACCAUCAGGACUAUCACAUGGUACAGUUCCUGUGACUACUGUUCCCCAGGUGGGCACAAUUGGACGACCCCUCACUGGUGUAUAUUGCCCUCCUGCUGUCGGGGGUCCACAGUGCACCAACCGACUUCCACGUCCGUAUGAACCUAGACAGUAUGGUGGAGCUCCACGACCAACCUACAACUCACUGACAAAUCCUUUCAUUCCACCAACGCACGGCCUUCCCCAGCCAGGCUAUCAUCCUGCAUUUGGGAACUUGAGAAAUUUCGGACCAUCUGGAUUUUCUCAUCAUGGACAUGGCAGUUUCGGCUACGGUUUGGACGGCACCAGAAGAAAAAACGCCACACGAGAGAGCACAACCACGCUGAAAGUUUGGCUUCAGGAACACAUAAAAAAUCCCUAUCCCACAAAAGGUGAAAAGAUUAUGCUCGCCAUCAUCACCAAGAUGACCUUGACACAGGUUUCCACAUGGUUCGCCAACGCAAGACGUCGGUUAAAAAAGGAGAACAAAAUGACUUGGCCGCCAAAAACCAACACGAAUACAAGUCGAGCGAGUCCCAACGGUUCGCGUUAUCCUUCGUCCAACACCGGAUCCAGUGACAAUCGAAAACAUCACGAAGAGGACAGUAAUCCAGAUGCUACGAAGGAGAUGACAGUAGAUGAAGAUGAUGAGGAUGACGAAGAUGAGGCAGAAGGGUCCGAUUUGGUUGACGAUGAUGACGAGGAUGAUGAUGAUGCGGAGAAUGGUGUGGAAGGAGGGAAUAGCAGUGUGUCUCGUCCCGGUGAAAAUAAUUUACCUGGAUUGAGAAAUAUGAACAUUCCUGAUACAUUUAGUUAUUCGUCGGCUUCCGAAAAAUCAUUCACAAACUUGCGAGGACCAUCCUCGGAAACAACAUCUCCCGGAUUUUCUGUAAAUAAUCCAUACUACGGUUUGGAAACGCGAAAUCAGCUGGCAUUUGUGUCUGCAUCCGCGCUGAUAGAUAAUGACAGAACGUGUAUGCAACUGCCCACUCCUAACAUGGAUGGUACUCCCCACGUAAGGAAUGCCACCUCUCCUCCGCACCAUCAUUCGAUAACCUUACAAGCCUCUCCGCAAAAAGAUCGCCUUGACCUGUACAACACGUCUACAGCGUUUACACCCCGGCCCAUUGAAUAUAUGUCGGCUAACCUUGCUUAUCCUGCCCCAUUCAAUUCCAUGAACGCCAAUCGAUCAGUUCCGUUCCCCAAUGUCCCUCCAACUGAUUUUGAUCCCCUUCCAAUAGCAAGAACAUUCAAGCCACCAUGUUCUUUCACACUAUUUGACCAGUCCCGUUCAGCAACCGAUACCUAUUCUCAAACUUCUUCGCUGAAACGAUUUCCGCACAUGGACCCACCAGCUGCAGAAGUUGAUGCGCAUCACGCAGGAUUGCCACAGAAACAGUCCACCACACCAGAUUCUUCCUUGUAUAUUCCCUCCUUGCUCAAUCCAUUCUGA
Molecule: messenger RNA, 2415 nt
Organism: Opisthorchis viverrini
Lineage: Eukaryota; Metazoa; Platyhelminthes; Trematoda; Opisthorchiida; Opisthorchiidae
Exons: 4
Coding region: 1-2415 (804 amino acids)
Biological process (GO): neuron differentiation; cell development; regulation of transcription by RNA polymerase II
Cellular component (GO): nucleus
Molecular function (GO): DNA-binding transcription factor activity, RNA polymerase II-specific; RNA polymerase II cis-regulatory region sequence-specific DNA binding
Source: RefSeq, a predicted model, not a curated record